Aspergillus alliaceus is the source of this 771-nucleotide messenger RNA. RefSeq lists its product as uncharacterized. Gene Ontology annotation, molecular function: oxidoreductase activity. The coding region runs from base 1 to 771 and encodes 256 amino acids. The transcript has a single exon. The record is from RefSeq and is a predicted model, not a curated record. NCBI's taxonomy places the organism in Eukaryota, Fungi, Ascomycota, Eurotiomycetes, Eurotiales, Aspergillaceae.
AUGCCCCCAAUACAAGACCAAUCCAUCCUCAUAAUCGGCGGUUCCUCAGGAAUAGGCCUCGCCGUCGCCCAACUAGCCCUAUCCGAAGGCCUCCACGUCGCCAUCGCCUCCUCCUCCCAGUCCAAAAUAACCACCGCCCUCGCAACCCUAAACUCUCCCUCCUCCCAAAACAAAGACAAACACAAAUACCAAGCCACAGGCCACACGAUCGACCUCCUCUCCCCAGACCCAGAAACCCAUCUCGCCAACCUCCUCUCAACAGUCACCAACAACGGUACCACCAAACUAGACCACAUAAUCCACACCGCAGGUCGCCCCGGUCCACUACCCAUCCAAGACUUUAAUAUGCAAACCCUCGCGGCUGCAGGUCACUUACAUUUCUUCACCCCGUUACUUAUUGCUAAGAUCGCGCCUGCGUUCAUGAAUCCUGGACCUACAUCUUCGUUGAUCUUUACGGGCGGCCAGGUAGCGAAUAGACCUAUUCCGGGGUGGUCUGUGCUUGCGUCGUAUGCGGCGGGGUUGCAGGGCAUGGUGAGGGGGUUGGCGGUGGAUUUGAAGCCGCUGAGGGUGAAUCUUGUUAGUCCCGGGCCGACUGAUACGGGGCUUUUAGGGGAGAGGAGGGAGAUGGUUAGGGAGAGGAUCGCUGAGACGGGGGUGUUAGGGAAGUUGGGCAGCGCGCAGGAGGUGGCGGAGGUUUAUGGGUAUUUUAUGAGGGAUACUAAUGCUACUGGCGGUAUGGUUUGUUCCGAUGGGGGUGGAUUGUUGGUUUGA